AUUUUUCUUACCUUUAUUAUACUACUUGAAGAACAUGGAACAACUUAAAUUCUACCUGUCACAUUUGUUUAGGUGAGUAUCAAUGUGUUUCACAUAUUAAAAGUUAGAACAUUAUAUACUCCUUACUUUUACUGGUUAUAAAUGCCAAACUUAUCUAAUGUAUUGUUCGUGUUUCAUCUUUUAACAUUCUGUUUGAUAUAUUGGACCAACAACUUCCUUCCACAUUUUCAGGGAUCUGGUAUAUUGUGGAACAAGUAUGAUUUUCCUGUAUUCUUGCUCUCGGAGAGUAGUACGAAGACCAUCCAAGAGGUUUCUGAAGAAAUUUUAAAGAGACAGAGAUCUUAUACCACUGUUGUGGCUGAGUUUGAUCUUGUGAUGCAGACAGUGAAAGCUAGAACUCGUGAUUCAGAAUCUUGUUUGAAAGAGGAGACCUGCCUUCCAUUAGGGGGAUACAGUGUUUGGUCAUCACUUCCUCCGCUUAAUAUCUCCUCCUCAGAUCAGGGUAAGCCUAUUAUAUUGACUGUGGCGUCAAUGGAUUCGGCUUCAUUUUUCCGUGACAAAAGCCUUGGUUCAGACUCCCCAAUAUCAGGCAUGAUUGCACUCUUGGCAGCGGUCGAUGCACUAUCACAUUUGGAGGCUUUCCAUGACCUUAAUAAACAGACAUUGUUCUAUUGGCUUUGUCGUCUCUUAACUUGGCAAAAAAGUAUUUUCUUUUUCAGUGAUCACAUUUUCAUCAAUCUGAUUUAUGAAGACUGUACUAUAUUCAAGUGA
Messenger RNA from Humulus lupulus (European hop), 771 nucleotides. RefSeq names its product nicastrin-like. Gene Ontology annotation, cellular component: membrane. Lineage: Eukaryota; Viridiplantae; Streptophyta; Magnoliopsida; Rosales; Cannabaceae. Gene Ontology annotation, biological process: protein processing. Bases 142 to 771 code for a protein of 209 amino acids. The record is from RefSeq and is a predicted model, not a curated record. The transcript has 6 exons.